UCACUUCACACACGGAUAAUUCAGCCACCCAACCCGAGCAGCUCCAUCACCACAGCCACCACCGCCACGCGUAUAUACGCUUACACACUCGUGGCAGAAUCUUUUUAAAAAGUUUUUUUUAAUAGCAGCCGAUUUUUUUAUUAUCGCACACCGUACCCCCGUUUAGACACCGUUAGAUCAGUAAUAAUACCGCGAAUGAUGACGAUACUACUUCAAUAGCGAAACAAGAGCAUACACAUCAUAGGCCAUUGUUUGACCUUGCUGAUAUUAUCUCGGAUUCAUAAACGGUGUUGAUUUAGUGAGCUAACACGCAUACACGUACAUGGACACGUAAAGACACGGUCCAAUCGCGAGUACGUGAUACACAUAAAUUCGCGUAAAUAAACGCAGCCACCAACCGACACUUUGCAGCCUUCUUUUAGACUGUUGUGAGCCAAUUAUGUUAGCGAGCACCUAUUUAAAUAAACACCUAUCCGUUAUUUCACAAGCACUAACACACACCUGGUAAAAGUGGGCGAGAUAAAAUUGUCAAGUCAACAAUCUUAGCCACGCCACGUUAAUUAUCAUCGUCACCAUCACUAUUAUUGGCAUAUCGAAUCAAACUUUAAUUUGUAAACCGGCCCACCAAAAACUCUUCCACACAACCUCAGCCACGCCACCAACAAACAAACAAACACACCACCACCACCACCGCCGUUUUCCACGACCCAUUAUCAACUUGUAUUAAAAGACGAAUUUAACCGGCGAUUAGGCGCACGCGCUCGUUAAAAGCAACCUCGCGCAAAUUUUGUGCCAUUCGACCAAUUUCCCGCCGCGGUUCGCGUCGGAGCCCUCGCCAAAUCAGCCACCAUGAACGGCACAGAGGGAGAAAACUUCUACAUUCCCUUCUCGAACAAGACGGGCCUUGCCCGCAGUCCGUUCGAAUACCCCCAGUACUACCUCGCCGAGCCAUGGAAAUACUCGGUCCUGGCCGCCUACAUGUUUUUCCUCAUCCUCGUGGGCUUCCCGGUCAACUUCCUCACGCUGUUCGUCACGGUGCAACACAAGAAGCUGAGGACGCCGCUCAACUACAUCCUGCUCAACCUGGCAGUGGCCAACCUCUUUAUGGUCCUCUUCGGCUUCACCCUCACCAUGUACUCCUCCAUGAACGGCUACUUCGUCUUCGGCCCCACCAUGUGCAACUUCGAGGGCUUCUUCGCUACUCUGGGCGGCGAGAUGUCUCUCUGGUCGCUCGUGGUCCUCGCCAUUGAGCGCUACAUCGUCAUCUGCAAACCCAUGGGCAACUUUCGCUUCGGCAGCACCCACGCCUACAUGGGGGUGGCCUUCACCUGGUUCAUGGCCUUGUCCUGCGCGGCUCCACCCCUCGUCGGCUGGUCCAGGUACUUACCGGAAGGAAUGCAGUGCUCCUGUGGGCCUGACUACUACACGCUGAACCCCAACUUCAACAACGAGUCGUUCGUGAUCUACAUGUUCCUCGUUCACUUCAUCAUUCCCUUCAUAGUCAUCUUCUUCUGCUACGGGCGUCUGCUGUGCACAGUGAAGGAGGCGGCCGCCGCCCAGCAAGAGUCUGCGUCCACGCAGAAGGCCGAGAAGGAGGUGACACGCAUGGUGGUGCUCAUGGUGAUCGGCUUCCUCGUGUGCUGGGUGCCGUACGCCUCGGUGGCCUUCUACAUCUUCACCCACCAGGGCUCCGACUUCGGCGCUACGUUCAUGACCGUGCCGGCCUUCUUCGCCAAGACCUCGGCCCUCUACAACCCGAUCAUCUACAUCCUCAUGAACAAGCAGUUCCGCAACUGCAUGAUCACCACGCUGUGCUGCGGCAAGAAUCCCCUGGGCGAUGAAGACUCGGGAGCCUCGACCAGCAAGACGGAGGUGUCAUCUGUGUCUACCAGCCAGGUGUCCCCCGCCUGAGACACGUUCGUGCGACACCACGACCAGGAGAUCCACGUGGAGGGUGGGUCGGAGGGUAGGCUAGAGGGGUAGAGUUUUGGGCGGUGUGUGUGUGUAAGUGAAUGUGGGUCUUACUGGAAGGAGGAGGAGGAAGAGGAGAGAGGCAUUGACAACCUCGACGACGAACACAAAACGUUUCGUUUUAGGCGGCGUCCGUGUGACGGUAACGAUCGUGGCGAUACGCAGCUCGGCGUUUUGGCUCUGAGGACCCUGGGAGCGACCCCCCCCCCCCCCCCACGCCCGUUGUCAGCUGUCCCUGUUGCGGCUAAAAGGUGAACACGGCACGGGCCCUGUAGGCGGGCGGCUCGUCUGCCAGGGGAGCCUCACGGGGGACGACGGGGCGAUUUCCCCGUCGCUUUAACCCACCGCCAAGUAGUUGUUGCGAAUAGAAAUGUUUCAAAUUGGGCAGAUUUGCUAACCGUGGGGACCCACGCCUGCUCCCUGCCUCCCUCCCUCCCUGCCUCCCCCCGGUCGCACGGUUGCCGCGCGCGGUUAAAGGGCCACUGCGCAGGGGGACAAUGGGGGGCGUCUGCGGAACGCCCUAACGCCUCCUGUUUUAUUAUUGCCAGAAAGAAGAGGAUGAUGCUCAUUCUUAUUUUUCAGACGGGGGGGGGGGGGAUGGGGCUGGGACGCGUUGUUCUUGUGAAGGCGAUGAGCGGAGCUGUCAUUGUGCGAUCGUCCUCAUGCAUAUAAGAUGGGAAAAGAAUAAGGGAAGGAGGUAUAGGUAGGGAGGG
Molecule: messenger RNA, 2684 nt
Organism: Petromyzon marinus (sea lamprey)
Lineage: Eukaryota; Metazoa; Chordata; Hyperoartia; Petromyzontiformes; Petromyzontidae
Gene: RHO
Product: rhodopsin
Biological process (GO): phototransduction; G protein-coupled receptor signaling pathway; visual perception
Cellular component (GO): membrane
Molecular function (GO): G protein-coupled receptor activity
Source: RefSeq, a predicted model, not a curated record